GUCUGACAUGUGGUGUACAGGUAACACAAAAUCAGGUGACAGUUAACCUGAGUACUGUCCUGAAAUGACAACAACUCCCCUGAUUCACCGAGAAAGGGGUCUGACCAUCCCGUCCACCGCUGUAUUCAUUGCAGGAGAAAUCGCCGGAACAGGCAUAUUAGCUUUACCCAGAGCUGUGGAAGACACAGGAUGGGCGGGGCUGAUACUAAUUGUACUCUGUGCAGUCCUCUCAGCAUAUACCGGGAUAAUCCUUGGUGAGGCCUGGACAUUAGCAGCGGAACUGUUCGAGGAUUGUAAGGGACAUGUACAGAACCCUUAUCAAAUACUCGGACAGAAAACAUAUGGCAAAGCUGGCAGGUAUGCUGUUUCUAUAUGUCUCCACAUCACCAUGUUUGGGGGAGCCGUCGUGUUUCUCCUCCUUGCCGCCGAAAACAUGGAGACAUUAGUAAAGGCCCUGGGACACGACAUCUCCUUCUGUUUCUGGCUAUUGAUGAUCGCCGGAUUCUUGGUUCCUUUUACCUGGUUCGGAACGCCAAAAGAUUUCUGGUUGAUUGCUUAUGGAGCUACAAUAGCCACGGCGUCAGCUGCGGUCAUCAUAGUGGUCAGUAUUAGCCUGGAUGCCCCCAAACAAAUUUCCACUCAACAUCAGAAGGCGGACUUUAAGAAGAUUGCAUUAGCACUUGGGACGAUAGUAUUUGCUCUGGGAGGCCAUCCAGCUUUCCCAACCUUUCAAAUGGACAUGAAGCGACAAAAGGAUUUCAAAAAGGCAGUCUCUUGUGGAUUUAUCAUCGUGAGUCUUCUUUACAUACCAGUGACUUCUGCUGGGUAUUUUGUGUACGGAAAGUCCCUAAAUGACAACAUUUUAACCAAUCUACCAACUGGAGGACUGUCGAACGCUGUUCUAUUGUUGGUCACCAUUCAUCUUUUGUUAGCCAUUGUCAUAGUGGUUAGUCCAGUUAUGCAGGAGGUCGAAAUGGUACUUCAUGUACCCAGAGGAUUUACAUGGAAAAGAUGCGUAACCAGGACACUUGUGGUCGCUUGCAUAUUGUUUAUGGCUGAGACUGUUCCGAAAUUCAACUCCCUCUUGUCUUUGAUCGGCGGUUCUUCAUUGACAAUGCUAGAUUUCAUCUGCCCUAUAUUAUUUCAUAUGAAAAUGCAUCAAUUGAAAGCGGAGGCUGAUAAGCCAGCAACCCAAAAUAAAACUUUAGAGACAGUACAGGCUUCGUGGGAUGAACAAACAAAUCACAUACCUCUGUGGAGGAAGGUACUCAACUACGAGAUCCUGGCUAUAGGUGUUCUGGCCGGAGUGGCUGCCUCAGUAUCCGCCAUUAUCAACAUCGUCAGUCCUGACUCAUUCUCCACGCCCUGUUACGUCAACAUUAGUAGGGCAGCGACAUAAUCGUCGUAGAAGAUCCACCAUAGAAAACUGGACAAAAACUUUGUAUACGUUGUAUAACACGGAACUUGUCAGAAUGAAAAGAAGAUGAUCAAUAUUCUGUCCACUGAUUUUUCUGCAUCAUGUCAGCUGAGGUAGUUAAUAAAUUGCGUUUCCAUUGUAAAGCUUACCAAAAGGAACAGAAUCCAAUUAAUCAACGUUAAGAGAACAGCCCAAUUUUAUCUAGUACAUUUCAGAAAGCAUUGCUUCUAUACGCAUUAACAUCAAAGUGCCUCAGAGCAGAGAAACUAGCAUAAGAUUGGAUUGAUCAUGAAAAGUCAAAGAUGGCAAAAGGAGUGUAAAUUAUAAUGAUAUAAUUGUGUGAUAUCCUUUUAUGUUAUUUGAUACACAAUAUUUAUCAGUGUCACCAUAUAUUGCUCUGCCAGUGUAUUCAGUAUAGGACACACGGAACCUCAAUGUUGUUA
This is a messenger RNA of Pecten maximus, 1860 nucleotides long. RefSeq names its product amino acid transporter AVT1J-like. NCBI's taxonomy places the organism in Eukaryota, Metazoa, Mollusca, Bivalvia, Pectinida, Pectinidae. Bases 65 to 1399 code for a protein of 444 amino acids. The record is from RefSeq and is a predicted model, not a curated record. Gene Ontology annotation, molecular function: L-proline transmembrane transporter activity; L-alanine transmembrane transporter activity. Gene Ontology annotation, cellular component: vacuolar membrane. The transcript has 8 exons. Gene Ontology annotation, biological process: amino acid transmembrane transport; L-alanine transport.